Molecule: messenger RNA, 1230 nt
Organism: Zasmidium cellare ATCC 36951
Lineage: Eukaryota; Fungi; Ascomycota; Dothideomycetes; Mycosphaerellales; Mycosphaerellaceae
Exons: 3
Coding region: 1-1230 (409 amino acids)
Source: RefSeq, a predicted model, not a curated record
AUGACCGCACCUACUUACCACCUAACAAAAGGCCCCAUGGGCUCACUCUUCUCCACCUUCGGCGUCUCCAACAGUGUCAAGAUCCCUCUCCAAGGAGCGACCUUCAUCACAACCUCCGGCCAGCCAGGUUUUGAUCUGCAAACCGGCAAACUCGUCACUUCAUCCGUCCGGGACGAAAUCAGCGCCUGUUUCGACUGCGUCCAUGCCGCCCUGCAGGCUGCUGGAGCCGAAGAAGGUCUUGCCAAGGCAUACAAGAUCUCGGUCUAUCUGCUGGAUGUGAAGUAUGAUCCUCUGGUUCUGGAGGUCUGGAGAGAGAGGUUUCCGGACCAUAGGCCUACGAUGGUUACGGUUGGGGUCGGGAGUUUGGCUCAAGAGGGGAUGCACGUGGAGAUGAUGGCUGAUGCGGUGGUUUACGAAGCGGCGCAGCAGCUUGUUUCACCGUACUUCAACGACAUGAAAUUCAUCGAGAGCUUUGCUGCCUUUGCUGCAUUGGCAUUGGUUCACGCACAAACACCGAGCAACUUCUCAGUUGUGUCUCCCAACCCCCUGAGCGUAGUUCUCAAUCCUGGAAACAUCACCCUUUCUCCAGGAAAGCUUGUCUCCGCAAAUGACGUCGUGGACUCUCCCUCCCUCGCCCUAUCGAACUCAUCGAACCAGAACUACGUCGCCUUCAUAGUCGACCCGACAAGCGCUUCGGGAUCAUACCUGCAUUUGCUACAGCCAAACCUCGUAGCAGACACCACCGGCAACUUGACAGUCGAUGCAACAGCCAGCGGUGCCUCCAGCUCUGCAGGAGCGAGUUACAGAGCACCAGACCCGCCAACGGAUAACUACGCCCACGAGUACGUUAUUCUCUUAUACCAACAACCCUCAAACUGGGCCAUCCCGAGUCCCUACUCCUCUAUCAACCCACCGGCGCAGACACGGGACAGGAUCGGCUUUGUGAUGGCGGAUUUCCAGCAAGCGGCAGGGCUGAGCGCGCCGGUUGGGGCCAGCUUCUUUCGCAUCGUCAAUGGCUCACCUCAGAUGACGAGUACUCUGAGUGCUGUUCCUACUGGUGGUGGGGCGCCUGCUACGCAGUCGGGUACGCUGGCUACAGCUACUGGAAGUAGCACAUCUGCACCGUCAACGUCCACCAGCGCGAGCGCCAACACAGCCGCGCUCCGGGUCAACCAGAGCCCUUCUCAAGGCGGCCUUAUGGUGAUUCUACUCGUGUUGAUGCUCAUGUAA